AGCGUUGUCAGCUAGCAUGCCGGUAUAACGCUUCGUCUUAUCUCGCGCUCUUCUCUAGCCCUCCAAACCGAACAGAACGUGAGAUGCUGCACACAGCACGAUCUCGCCCACUGACUACUCUACACCUCUAGAAGCGGAGAGGAGCUGAUCAUGCGAGAGUGAUCAAGAAAUACGACUGAGUGAUCCCGAAGUGAUCGUCCGGAGAGGCGUCGAUUAUAAAUGCCAGUGCACCGGCGAAGUUAUUCUACAGUCGACAUGUGCUAACCGAAACCAUCGUUACCAUUACAAGCGUUCCCAAGCGUCGUGCUACGAGUGCCCGUACUCUAUACCAGCAGCGUAGCAACUCUGUGUACUUUGUUCGUGCAGUGAGAGCAAAAAAGUUGAUCGUUUUAUUUGUAAAAAAGUAGUUAUUUUCACUACCGGUUCGAAAACCCCAAAACGGCUGAGGUUAACCGGUCAACCAAGCACGACACAAAAUGACGAUCAACGAACGAACGUCGCUGCUGCCGAAGGAGUACCAGAAGACGUACAGCAUCGCCAUCCCGCAGGACGAUGUGAACAAUAAUGUCAGCAACAGCAACGACGACAAUGGCGUACUGAGCGUGUACGACAGCUAUGCAUUGACAAAGGACGAGCUGAACAAGUAUAUAGACGACCCCUGGUGGAUAAAGAUGCGGUACGGAUGCUUCGCUACCUGUUGGAUCGUGUGUCUGAUUGCUCUGGGCGUUUCACUGUACAUCGCAGCAGAUGCACUUCAGCACGAUCAUUGCGGUGCCUCAUUAGUCAACAAUGGAACAUCUACACCAACCACCACCCCAAUCCCUGGUAGUAGUAUCAACAGCACGACGAAUCCUUUCGCUAACACGGAACCAAGCACGCCUCCUUCGAUCGUGUUUGCUUUGCUAAAUCAACCAACGACGUAAGGUUGUUUUUUGCGUACAACCAGCUCACAUUUGAUUUGGUUUCGCUGACAAACCGUACUCGCGCAACGCUGUGAUCCACUCCCUAGAGGAAAGAAUUAUUUAUUAUCGUUAGGCAACUAUGACCAGCAGCCACAAAUAGUGGAAGCAUCUGUUCUGGUAUCGCAUUACAGCUAGCUUCUCACACUCACGCGUGUUCGAUAGGACAAGAUUAGCGGUAGGUGCAAAACCGGAAUCAGAAAGUGAAUCCGUGUAACGCGAUCGUAUCUUGUCGAGCCAAUUCCGGUUCGAGUGAGUAUUCUGUUCUGUAGGCUGGCUAGUGUUCCUUAUCCGCCAGUGCCAUUCAUCGCUUAGCAAGAACGAACAGAGCGUCGUAGAUGAUGUAACUCGAUGGGAAAUUUACUCAUCCCAGGAAUUUGUUUACUAUUUACAAAUGGAGCAGCGGUUACCAGUGUAUCAGACACGCAUCGUUGCACAUCCCGUGUAAGGGGAUAGAUGGCAUUGGCGCUACGGACCUAGGAAUAGUGACAAGUGAUGCUUUUGUGCAUGCAAAGAAUAUGAUGAUACAUCUUUGAAACAACUCAUAAUGUAAUAAAAUAAACGAAUGUUAUAAACAUGAUUUUACACAAGAAA
Anopheles stephensi (Asian malaria mosquito) is the source of this 1553-nucleotide messenger RNA. RefSeq lists its product as uncharacterized. The coding region runs from base 477 to 923 and encodes 148 amino acids. The record is from RefSeq and is a predicted model, not a curated record. The transcript is spliced from 2 exons. NCBI's taxonomy places the organism in Eukaryota, Metazoa, Arthropoda, Insecta, Diptera, Culicidae.